CGCGGCCCGUUCCCUCCUGCCUCCGCCUCCGCCGCCCAACAAUAGCAGGCCCCGAGUCGGGCCGCGUCGGGCGGGAGGAUGGCCAGGCGCCGCCGGGGCCUCCAUCGCAGAGACGGGAGCGCGCUCGACCCCCGGGCCUCCCGCCCCGCCGGGCUGGCCAGGCGGCCGAGACGGUAUCAACUGGGAUAAAGAAUUCCGAAGGCUUGUUGAAAGAGGAACAUCUUUGGCAGGUGCCAAAAAAACAAUAGAAAAGGCAACUGUCUGAUAUGCAGUGGGAGUGAGUUCCGCAGGGUAGGAGCGACUAAGGAAGGCCUGGAGAUCCAGUCAUCCACAGCGUCUACCUCUGGGUCCUUUGAGAAAGGAUUUGCUGGCGCUCCUCUGUCUGUGGCAAGGAGCAUGAUUAUUGGCACUUCAGCAGUCUGCUGCCCCUGGGGAGAGAGGUCUCUGCCUUUUCUGUCCAAAGGAAAUGAUGUCUGAAGCCAAGCUACAGGGAGAGAUGAAGCCAGAAGGAGGCAGCAGUGAGCCCAUGACAACCCAGGAGCUGCUUCAGAGGCUCCGGGAGCUGGAGGCAGAGAAUUCGGCUUUGGCACAAGCCAAUGAGAACCAGCGAGAGACGUACGAACGCUGCCUUGAUGAGGUAGCAAAUCAUGUUGUGCAGGCGCUGUUAAACCAAAAGGACCUUCGUGAAGAAUGCAUCAAGCUGAAAAAGCGCGUCUUUGACCUUGAGCGACAAAACCAGGCCCUGAGUGAUCUCUUCCACCAGAAGCUGACCUCUGUCUCUCUCUCCCAGCUCCCAGCCCAUCCUGCUUCCUUGCUCUCGGAUCCAUUGUCCAUCUCCCAGCCAGGCACGGUGGAGAAGCUCCCCGCUUCAUUACCUUUGGGACACUGCAUCUUGCAGAGAGAGGUCAUUUCUGAGGAGCAGUGUGCUGGCACUCCAGGGCCCAACCCCCAGUCCUUGGAAGCCCUGUCCCCGUUCCUGCGCAAGAAGGCCCAGAUCCUGGAGGUGCUUCGCUCGCUGGAGGAGAUGGACCCCCUGCUCGCCUUCCCCUCCCCUUGGAGAGAGCCUGGGCAGGGGGGCUCUCCAGAAGGGGUGACGGCCGAAGCCUGGCCCUGCCUGCUGCUGUCGCAGGGGGAAGGGGUCUCUAGGCAGCCCCCUCCGAAAGGAGAGGGCAGCUCCUCCUCCUCCUCGGACGAGGCCGGCGAAGGCGACCCCCCAGAGAAAGGACACCCCGGGCAGGUGCUGCUGAGCGCUCUGGCCGAGCACAAGCUGGACUUGGGCGACAUGGAGACUUACCUGCACCAGGUCCUGAGGGAGGCAGGCGACAGCGCUCUGCUCAAUGGGGAGCCCAAUGGGCCUGGCUUGGUGGAAGCCCCAGAGGGGCAGCUGGGCAGCUACAAGCACAUCCAGGCGGUCAGUUGCCUGGAGGCCUUGGGGCCGCCCUCGGCUUGCAGGGAGCCGACUUACCUUGGGGUCUUGGCACCAAGCGAGGGCAAGGACAAGUCCCGCCCAGGCCCGCCCAUCCCCUCCCCCUCCAAGGUGCUCAAGUUGCUCAAGAUGCCGCCCCCGCCCAGCCCUGCUGCCCUCCGCCUCAGCCCCCAGCUGACCCGCAGCUCCAAAAUCCCUUGUCGCAGCAACACCUACGAGGUGUACCACUCCCCGACGCCCAGCCGCAAGGGCUCCCCGGACAGUCCCUUUCCCAGCGACUCCAGCAUUGCUGGGGGACACCCCUCUCCCAAGGCUGCCCGGCACCUUGUUCCGGUGCCCCCCAAAGUCACGCCAACCUCUCCUGACCCCUUUGGCUACCACAAGCCCCACGAGUACGAGAAUGUCUUAGAGCUGUCCCUCAGCAGCGCCAUCAGUCCUCAUGCCCACUCCCCCCGAGAUGCCAAGCUGGAUGUCCCCGAAGCACUCCCACCCGUGUGCCGUUCGGCACCCCUCCGUGCCGUGCCGCCCAGCGACGUCUCGCUUGAGCCCUGCCCCUUUGCCGGGGGCCGGGAAAAGCCGGGCCCUGAGAGCAGGCACUCUCCGCCACUCGCUCGCCGAGCCUCUGAAGGCUCCAAGAAGGUGGCAAACGGGCCCAGCAAGCGGGCGCCUGAGGCAGCCAACAUGCCCUUCAAAGAGCGGCUUACUGUGCUCGGGAGGCUGAAGGGAGCGGAGGGCAAGGAGGCGCCAGGCUUUGAGAAAGGGAGGGCCCCGGCCCGGCUCUGUGAGCGCACCGAGGGCUUUGGCGAGGCUCACCCCAGGCUGGGCACCGGAAGCAGCAGCCUCAAGCACCACGAGCCUUGCCAUGGCGGCGAACCGGCCCCUCGGUGCUACUCCUCCCACUCGGUCGGCUCCCGUGGCAGUGACCCCGAACACCACGUCUCCAAGAGCCGCUUGCUAGGAACCCCGGGUGCAAGGAACCCUCCCAAGCCCCCACCACCAGGGAAGAACACCAAGAGUCCUCAUGGGAGCCCGACCAAGUUGCCGUCCAAAUCCCCAACCAAGGCCUCCGCCCCGGAGCCCAAGCCGUGCCAGGCACCGGCCAAGACGCCCACCAGCGUCGGGCGCAAGAACCCGCCUUGCCUGGACUCGGUCAAGGGCAGCAAAGCUGGACCUCCAGCCAGCAUUGAGGAGAAGGUGAUGAAAGGUAUUGAGGAGAACGUUUUGCGCAGGCACAAAGGAGGGGCGGCAGCAGGUGAGGCGAAGCAGAAGAACUCAAGCGGCCUCGCCAGCUGGUUUGGCCUGCGCAAGAGCAAGCUCCCUGCCCUCAGCCGCAGGCCUGAGGCCCCCAAAGUCAAGGAGGGCAAGAUGGUCUCUCGCAGGCUGGAGGCUGAGAGCCUAAACAUUUCCAAACUCAUGGAGAAGGCGGAGGACCUGCGCAAAGCCCUAGAGGAAGAGAAGGCCUACAUCAACGGGUUGGCCUUGGACAAGCCCCGGCCCCACGCCUGCGACACCGGCCACAGUCAGCUGACGCUGAUGUAUCAGGAGGUGACUGCCGAGAACUUCAUGCAGCAGCUGCUCAAUAGGGUGGAUGGCAAAGAGGCGCCCUUUGAGACUCACCUGGAGCAGAAGAACGAGCUGCAGGGCCUGCAGAGAGGCCUGCAUGAUGCCAAAGAUGCCCGCCUCAUCCGGCCUCCACGCAAUGGCAUCGUUGGCCACCUCCAUGCCUGCCAGGAAGCCCCUGCCAAGCUUCGUGAUGCAACUUUGCAAGAGGAGAUCCCGUCCGAUGACAGCCUGGCUGAGUCCGUGACCUCCCAGCACUUUGCAGUGUGCAGCUCCCUGACUCGGACUCUGGACAGUGGCAUCGGCACCUUUCCGCCGCCAGACUACUGCAUCGGGAUGCCCUGCAAGAGCGUGCCUAAACCAAGGCCCCGACCCGACCCUCCGUCUGCCGGCCCUUUCCCGGCCAGGGGCCCUCCACCCGUCACCCGGGUUCCCCGCAAGGCCCGGACGCUGGAGAGGGAGGUGCCCAGCGCAGAGGACCUGCUGGGCCCCAGCAAGCACCAAAGCAUGCCAGCUUUCCACGGCGUCUUAGCCAGUGCUGAGCCACCCCCCAGGCACCGGGAUCGCAGGGAUCGCUGCCCAGGAGACCUCUGCAAUGAACCCAGCAAGCCACGGCAUGCCCAGCAGAGCAAGAACUGGACUUUCCCCAAUGCCAAAGCAUCCGCUGGCACCGACCCCUUCCUCUGCUCCCCUCACAGCCUGGAGGGCCUUCAUGGUUCUGCAAUGGGCUCUGCUUGCAGCGUUGUCGAGAGGAGAAGGGCCUCGUCGGACGGGCCUCAGGCCUCGCCGGCCUUCAGCACCAGCAGCAGCCGCACCCCCAGCGCAUCCGACGUGGGCGAGGAGGGCAGCACGGAGGCCCGUUCCAGGGAUAUGGGCCCAGAAGGGCAGCCGGGCCUGGAGAACUCCGAGUCCCUGAGCGACUCUCUUUAUGACAGCUUGUCCUCCUGCGGCAGCCAGGGUUGAGGUGGGAGGGGGCGGAGCGGGGCACAGGUUUCUCGACGUGACACCGCCACGUGCCGCUUUGGAGGGCCACACGCUUGCCCAUGGGAACCUGCUUGAUUCUCCCAAACCAAAUCUUGGCCCUGCACCAGAGCACGGCGAUGCGUCUUCCACACCCAGCGCCCCCCACCUGCCCCUCUCCCCAAAAGAAGGAAAUGGGACCGUGAAAACCAUGACACCAGGAGGCUUCUCUGCCCAAGAGAAGAAAGGGGUCGAAGGAGGUAAUGGAGCGUGGGGGUCAUGCACAUGGACUCUUGCUGAACGCCAUUAGGCCCGCUUAGCUUAUGGGGGGUGGGGGUUCGGGGUCCUGCGCAUCUAAAAUGGCGACCCUUUGGUUGAAGCACGGGAGAUGGGGGUGGGAUCUGUCUUAUUUUGCUUGAACCCUUGGCCGCUUUAUUUGGCGCAUAAAUUCACUGUGAGAGGCGUUGGAUCCAAGGUACGCUAGAAAAAUCUGGCCUGGAGUUGAGGUUUUCUGAGUAGAGUUGCGUUUGCCAACCUGGUUCCCUCUAGGCGCUUUGGACUACACCUCCCAUCAUCCCUUCCCUGUGGCUGGAGUUGGUGGGCGUUGUGGUUCAAAGCGUCUGGCAGGCCCCCAGGUUGGCAAAGACUGGAGCAGAGGGUGUUCUCUUGAAAGGGUAGGUCAUUGCAAGGGUGUGGGCUGCCUGUCCAGAGCGUGCACCAGUGCAAUAUCCUCACCCCCUUGGCCCCCAUUUUGCAGGUGAAGGUUGCUGAGCGAUGGCGCUGCCUGAGCCUCUUAAGCGCCCCUCUUUGCCUCUAAGAAGCUGCCCCUUUUACCUCAUUGGCUGAGCGUAUUUCCUUCUCUGCCUUUCAUCACUUGGAGAGCAUUUGCAACUUUGCCAAAUCCAGUAUUUCUCACCACCCAGGAAGAGGCACAGGGCUCCUCACUCAGUUAGAUGUGACUGCUGGAGUGUACCGAACAAGAUUAUUUGAGUGGGGGGUGGGUGGGUGGGGGGUGGGAGUGAGCGCAGGGAUUGGCAGGGUAGUGCUUCUACCUCCCUCUCUUUCAUGAAGUAGCUCCCACAGCCCUUCUUCCCCACAGGAACCAACUGGGCAGGACGCGUCUUAUCCAGAACCUCACAUGCCUGGGACUUAACACUUCUGUGGGUUUCGGGAAUGGCCAGCUGGGUUCCUCACUCCCCAUCCCUUCCUUGUAUUCCCCAAUUUAAAUGUUAAGUUUCUAAUGUUGCUGUUUUAGUUUCCACACGUUCAGGCCCCCUCUUCUCUCCUUUCCCUGUUUCUAAAGGAGCCCCACGUGGUUCCCCAGAUGGUGCUAUUUUGCUGUGUACAGGCCCCUUUCCUUACGAGUCUUCCUUAUUAUGUUGUCCUUUAAAAAAAAAAAAAAGAAUUUGGUUUUUUAAAAAAACAACAAAACAUUAAGAUGUCUUUUGCUCCUCUACUAAUUUAUAUAAGUUAUUAUGAAAUGAGGCUGUUUAUUGUCUUUUGAUCUCCCAGGAAAUAAAGGGGUAAAAAAAUG
Molecule: messenger RNA, 5480 nt
Organism: Podarcis raffonei (Aeolian wall lizard)
Lineage: Eukaryota; Metazoa; Chordata; Lepidosauria; Squamata; Lacertidae
Gene: NCKAP5L
Product: NCK associated protein 5 like
Exons: 14
Coding region: 467-3949 (1160 amino acids)
Biological process (GO): microtubule depolymerization; microtubule bundle formation
Cellular component (GO): microtubule plus-end
Source: RefSeq, a predicted model, not a curated record